GAAGGACUUCUCUUGACACCUUCGAGCCCGUUGAGUGGCUCUUGAUGUGGAUUUUGACAAUUCUUGGCUUGGGGGCACUAUUGAUCACCAUGGCCCAUACCAAGAGAACGAGCCCUGAGUCCCCAUCACCCAUGGGCACUAGCUCAUGCAAAAGGAACGUGGAGGGCCUGAGUAGUGGAGAUCGAGAGGAGAGAAGGACAAAAGUUGUGACACCCCAAAAAUCCGGGGGUCCGUUGAUUACUCAUCAACCCGCGGAAUGCCCGUGGAUACCAAGUAACUCGAUAUCUCAACGUUAUGCCCCAUUUACUAGGGUCCAUCCUUUAUUAAAAAUUUAG
This is a messenger RNA of Ilex paraguariensis (yerba mate), 335 nucleotides long. NCBI's taxonomy places the organism in Eukaryota, Viridiplantae, Streptophyta, Magnoliopsida, Aquifoliales, Aquifoliaceae. The record is from the annotation of a GenBank genome assembly.